AUGAGGACGGUGCCACCUCCACCGCUGAAGCUGCAGGAGCCGAUCCAGGAGAUCCGAGCGGCGAAGACGCAGGCCCGGGAGCGGGAGGUGAUCCAGAAGGAGUGCGCGCACAUCCGGGCGGCGUCCCGGGAUGGGGACACCCCCCGGCGGCACUACCAGCUGGCCGAGCUGCUCUACGUCCACAGGCUGGGCUACCCCGCCCACUUCGGACAGAUGGAGUGUCUGAAGCCGAUCGCCUCUCCCCGCUUCACGGACAAGAGGGUGGGCUACCUGGGGGCCGUGCUGCUGCUGGACGAGAGGCGGGACGCCCACCUCCUCAUCGCCAACAGCAUCAAGAAGGACCUGUGCCAGGGGUCGCCACCGGUGCAGGGGUUGGCGCCGUGCACGCUGAGCGCCGUGGGGUCGGCCGAGACGUGUCGGGAUCCGGCCCCGGAGGUGGAGCGGCCGCUGCUGCGACCCGCGCCCUACGUUCGCAAGAAGGCGGUCUUGGCCGCGGUGCACGUGGUCCGGAAGGCGCCCGAGCUCUCCGAAGUCUUCCUCCCGCCCUGUGCCCAGCUGCUGCAUGAGCGCCACCAUGGCAUCCUCCUGGGCACGGUGACCCUGAUCACGGAGCUGUGCGAGAGCAGUCCCCCGGCCCUGAAGCACUUCCGCAAGGUGGUGCCUCAGCUGGUGCAGAUCCUCCAGACCUUAGUGAUGUCAGGGUACUCGACUGAACACAGCCUCAGUGACCCCUUCCUGCAGGUGAAGCUGCUGCGGCUGCUCCGAAUCCUGGGCCGGAACCACGAGGAGAGCAGCGAGGUCAUGAACGACCCGCUGGCCCAGGUGGCCACCAGCACGGACACGAGCCGCAACGCGGGCAACGCGGUCCUCUACGAGACCGUGCUGACCACCGUGGACAUCCGCUCCGCCUCCGGCCCGCGGGUUCUCGCCGUCAACAUCCUGGGCCGUUUUCUGCUCAACAAAGACAAGAACAUCAGGUACGUGGCGCUGACCUCGCUGCCGCGACUGGUGCCGUCGGACCGCGGUGCCGUCCGACGGCACCGGCCCACCGUGGUGGAGCGCCUGCGGGACCCGGACGCCUCCCUGAGCCGCCGGGCGCCGGAGCUGAGCCCGGCCCUGGUGAACGGCUCCAACGUGCGGGCCGCGACCCGGGAGCUGCAGGCCUUCCUGGAGACGCCCCCCGACCCGCGGGCCGACCGCGCCUCCGGCAUCCUGCUGGCCGCCGAGGGGUUCGCCCCGUCCGAGCGCUGGCACGUCGACACCGUCCCGCGGGUGCUGACCACGGCGGGCGCCCACGUGCGAGACGACGCGGUGGCCAGCCUCACCCAGCUGAUCGGGGGAGCCGAGGAGCUGCGCGCCUAUUCUGUGCGUUGCCUCUGCGGCGCCCCGGCCGCGGACAUCUCCCAGCAGCCCCUGGUUCAGGUGGCCGCCUGGUGCAUCGGGGAGUUCGGGGACCCGCUGCUGGACGGGAGCCGUGAGGAGCUGGAGCCGCCGCAGGUGGAGGAGGACGCCGUGCUGGCUCUGCUGGAGAAGGUGCUGCGGUCCCACCUGCCCUUGCCCGGCUACGCCCUCACCGCCCUCGUGAAGCCGAGCACCCGCCUCCGGGGGGACAACCGGGAGGCCGUCCUGGAGAAGAUACCACUGCCGGAGCGGGGCCGGGAGGACGGCGAGCCAGCGGAGGGCGGCGGGAAGGAUUCCCCCGGGCCGGCAGAGGAGCCCCCCGCCCCGGCCGGCUCCCAGAGCCUUAUCGAAGCGCUCAAAUGCGAACGAAUGAGCGACCCGCUCUCUGUCGGGCUCUGCCAGGCCUCCGACCUCCUGGAUCUCUUGGACCUCCUCGACAGCCCGCCCGGGCCCACCCCUCGUCCGCCCGCUGCCGGGCAGCCGGCCCCGGGAGGGAGCCCGCUGCACCCGCUGGACCUUCCCCCGCCGCCCCCAGCGGCCAUCCCUGGCCUGACGGUCUUCGAGCGGGCGGGGCUGCGCCUGGACCUGGCCUCCGCCCGCCCCGCCGAGACGCCGGCCCUGCUCCUGGUGACCGCCACGGCCACCAACACCUCCCCGGGGGAUGUCACCCGUUUCGUCUGCCAGGCCGCGGUGCCCGGGAGUUUGCAGUUGCAGCUGGAGGCCCCCAGUGCGGACACCGUCCCGGCCCGGGGGGGCACCCCCCUCACCCAGCUGCCCCGCGUCCUCAACCCCAACAAGGCUCCGCUGCGGAUGAGGCUGCGCCUCGCCUACGACCACCCCGGCCACCCGGUGCAGGAGCUCUGCGAGGUCAACGGCUUCCCGCCGGCCACCUGGCAGUGACCCUCCACCGCAUCGUCCCCCCGGCCCGGCCUCCCCCACGCCGGGCAGAGGCGGGGGGCUCUCGGGGUGGGAGCCCCGGCUGUGAAGGACCCCAGUAAACUCGGACGGAAGCGGCGUCCAGCUCCGUGCCGGGGCCUGGACUGCCGCAGGGGACCGGAGGCGAAAGGCUGAGGCGCCAAAGGCGGGGCUGGAGGGACGGGGCCUUCCCGGAGCUGGGGCUUAGGACAGUGCUCGGCACCCAGGAAGCGCUUAACAGAUACCUUAACAAUA
Messenger RNA from Ornithorhynchus anatinus (platypus), 2571 nucleotides. RefSeq names its product adaptor related protein complex 1 subunit gamma 2 (gene AP1G2). Gene Ontology annotation, biological process: receptor-mediated endocytosis; Golgi to vacuole transport; intracellular protein transport. The record is from RefSeq and is a predicted model, not a curated record. Gene Ontology annotation, molecular function: clathrin-cargo adaptor activity. Gene Ontology annotation, cellular component: AP-1 adaptor complex; membrane coat; Golgi apparatus. NCBI's taxonomy places the organism in Eukaryota, Metazoa, Chordata, Mammalia, Monotremata, Ornithorhynchidae.